CGGCGAGAGCGUGGUCCCUGGGGCGGCAGAAAUCCAGCUUCCCCAGCCGUUACUGGUUGGUGCUGUUGGGACACGGUGCUUGUCCCUCCAUGGCUCUUAAAAAUCUUAUUAGUUUGUGGACCUUAAGUCUAUGUGUAGCGGCCAGCAAACUUCCUCCAGUCCCGUCCAUCACAGACCCACAAUUUAUAGACCAGUGCGUCCAAGCCCACAACGAAUGGAGGGGCAACGUCAACCCCCCGGCGGCCGACAUGAAACACAUGUUUUGGGAUGAAAGCUUGGCAAAGCUGGCUAAAGAGUGGACAACCAAGUGCAAAUUUGAACAUAGAAGUUGUUUAUCAAAACCAUAUGAAUGCAAUGAAGACUUUGAAUUUGUUGGAGAAAACAUUUGGUUAGGCGGAUUUAGAUACUUUUCACCAAAAGCUGCUAUCACUGCUUGGUAUAAUGAAACUGCAUUUUAUGACUUUGAUACUUUAGCAUGUUCUAAAGUUUGUGGCCAUUAUACACAGAUAGUUUGGGCUAAAUCACAUAAAGUUGGUUGUGCAGUUUCAAUAUGUCCUAAUCUUGGCGGACCUACAACUUCAAUAUUUGUGUGUAACUAUGGACCUGCAGGAAAUUUUGUAAAUGUGGCCCCUUACACCAAAGGAGCACCCUGCUCCAUGUGUGCUGAAGGAGAGAAAUGCGUCAAUAAGCUGUGCCAAGAUGCAAGUUUGCAGUCAAAAAAAGACACAUCUCAGCGAACAACAUGUAAUACAUUCAGCCUAAGUUUGGUUGUUUUGAAAACAAUUGGCUCACAGGACCAGAAGCUAAAUAGUCCCACAGUGGCCAUUUGCAGGCUGGAGAGCUGUGGAGGAAUCAGUAGCUGCUCAGUCCAAGAAUCUGGAGCCUCAGAACAAAAGGGAUCAAUGAUGCAGCCCCAGUCUGGGGACCAAAUACCUGGAAACCCCCUGGAGAGUCUCACCAGAGUCCACCUGGAAAAAGGAGCUGGAGUCUGA
Molecule: messenger RNA, 992 nt
Organism: Marmota flaviventris (yellow-bellied marmot)
Lineage: Eukaryota; Metazoa; Chordata; Mammalia; Rodentia; Sciuridae
Gene: Glipr1l1
Product: GLIPR1 like 1
Cellular component (GO): extracellular region
Source: RefSeq, a predicted model, not a curated record